AUGCAAUUGUCACAUCAAACAUUAUCUAUUUCAGGAUGGUUACAUGAAUAUGACCAAUAGAGUUCUCCUCAAAUUUAUUAAGUUGUGAAUUGUAAUUCAUUUGAUCUAUAAUAAAAUAAUAGAGAUAGUUAAUAGGAAACAAUAAUCAUAGAAAAGAAGUGUGAGUCUUUGUUAAAGAAGAUAAGAUUAAGAAUAAAAUAAAUCAAGUAUUUCAAUUUUUUUAUAGCUGAUUUAAUUGAUUAAAGUAGGAACAAAAGUUAAAUUUUAAGGCCUCCUAAAGUUCCAACUAAUCAAAAUAAAAUCUAAGAAUUAAAGAAAGUUAUGGAAUUUCUAUAAUAUAAUGAAUAAUACAAAUAUGAUACACAUAGAGUAUUCAAUUUAAAUGAUCCUAAAUUUUAACCAGAGGUUUAAUAAAUUAUUGAACAGAAAAAGGAAUAGUUUAAAAUUAGAUUAAAGUAUUUAUUAUUUCAAAAGAUAGUCAAUAAUAAAAUAAACGGGUAUUACAACCUCUUUAAGAAAUCAAUUCUACUAAUGUUUCAACAGAAAGAUAACAAUAAAGUAAAACAAAUAAUCAAUUCAAAAAAACUCGUUUGAAAACAGAUUAACAUUUAGAAAUUUAAAAGUCUAGCUCUAUAAAUAAAAUUUAGAGUAUAAAGGAUAUUAUGCCUAAAAUUUUAAAAACGAAUGAAACCCCUGCAGUACUAAAUAAAUAAGUCAUAUAAAGAGGAUUAGAAUUUUUAUAGUAAAUGGUUGAAAGACAUAAGGAAAAUGUAUAAUAUCAUUUACCGAAAAGAUAAAAAUGCUAGAAAUGA
Paramecium sonneborni is the source of this 812-nucleotide messenger RNA. Lineage: Eukaryota; Ciliophora; Oligohymenophorea; Peniculida; Parameciidae. The record is from the annotation of a GenBank genome assembly.